CUCUUGCAGAAAGUCCCAAAAAACGCAAUUAAGGAUAUAGCUUGUAUAUCGGAAAGUGAACUGUUCACUACAUAUGUCGAUCCUAUACUCUCAUCUCUUGUAUCUGAUCCAGAAAGGAAUACGUUAUUGAGAUGGUCGAACAAAAAAUCUGAAGAAAAUAAUUUUCGCCCAGACGCCACUGUCACUAAGUUGAAAUAGAUGAAAUAUUAUCACAAUCUUGGACACGGAGAGAUAAAGGUAAAUUACUGCAGCAAUCAUACUUUGGCACUUGAUCUAUUGAGAAUCAGUAUCCUUGCCAAGGACACUCUUGAUUUCUACAAGCUGUCAAAUUCAUUUGGAUUUCAAGUAAGCGACUUUACAGUUGUCUUUUAUCUCAUGUCCCUGGAAUUCUAUGGUAUUUACACAAUGACAGAAAUUGCCCGAAUCAAAUUACCAAAGUCGAUAAAUGAAUUAGCAGCCUUUCUCAGCCAAAAGAAUUUCCGUUCAUUACUUUAUGUUUGCCAAGUAUUCUGGUCCAACUGUAGUAUUGCCUCUGAUCAGAAAGAUGUGACCGAACGCUACCGUCCGAUAAUUGAAAAUCUCUACCGGUUGAUUGAUGUAAGCAAAAACAGAUACCGCGAAUGCUCUCUUUACUUUGAAGCAUAAAAUCUUGGCUAUUGUUACUUUCGUAUUUCUCCCCUCAUCGGUAUCAAUAUUUAUUAUUUUACCAAUUAUGAA
Messenger RNA from Rhizopus microsporus ATCC 52813, 717 nucleotides. RefSeq lists its product as uncharacterized. The record is from RefSeq and is a predicted model, not a curated record. The coding region runs from base 199 to 645 and encodes 148 amino acids. Lineage: Eukaryota; Fungi; Mucoromycota; Mucoromycetes; Mucorales; Rhizopodaceae. The transcript is spliced from 2 exons.